CUUGGCCGCGCCUCUCCGCAUGCGGCAUUGUCUCUUUUGCCAGUCAAUAUGGGACGGGCAAGCGAGCCAGGUCCAUAUGACCUCACCACACUCCUCACCUCACGAGAUCAAUCUGAGACGUCGGUAUCCCAUCUUAUUUUGCGACUCGUCGAACAUACGCACACCUAAGCCGUCCAGUCCCAGCCAAUUCCAUUUGCAGGAGUCUGUCUGUACAGACGUAAUCGUCAUCAUGCGCCCUGGAAAGAUCGUGCUCUGAACGGCUUUCGUCGCCUUUCGUCGCUUCGUCGUCGUCCUCGCCCAAACAGCAAAUCAGACCAACCUCGUAAACCCUUCAUUCCUAAAACAACCUGUCAGUCGUUGUUGUCUCGCCUAUAUCCUGCGUUCUCCCCACCUCCCACUCUGAAGAUUACAUUGAGGAAAGACUGCGCCAUGUCUGUCGGCUUGGGCAAUCGACCAUAGCCUGCAUUUUGCGAGAAAAGGAAGCUAGAAGCAAACCAUAAACAAAGCCCCGACGACAGAAUGUUCCUAUUAAUGCGACCUCUCCUCCACCUGCUACAGCUCGCGCCACUGGUUGGCCUGGCCUUUGCAGCAUCGUCCGGCAACAAGCAGCAGCCCCUGGUGCCGACCAACGACAACAAGACCGACGGGCCUUCGCCGAUCGUCUCCGUCGAACUCUUCCGGAACCUCGAGCGCACAUCGCGCAUCGUCGACAUAGCCUACUGCGUCGGUACCUCGGGCAUAUCGCAGCCCUUCUCAUGCGUGUCACGAUGCAAGGAGUUUCCCUCGUUCAUCCUCGUCUCGACAUGGAAUACGGGGGUCCUGCUGAGCGACAGCUGCGGUUACAUCGCCGUGGACCACGGCGUGCGGAGGCCAGGGGAUGAGGACAGAUUCAAUGGCGACGUCGGAGAGAAAGCCAUCAUUGUCGCGUUUCGUGGUACCUACAGCAUCUCAAAUACCAUUAUCGAUCUGAGCACGAUACCGCAGGAGUACGUGCCUUAUCCUGCUCCCGAUGACGGCGGCGAGGCGCCUGAGGAACCCAAGCACAAGUGCAAGGACUGCACCGUCCAUAUGGGGUUUCUGGCUUCGUGGCGCCAGGCGCGGAAGCUGGUGAUUCCCGAAGUGACCAAGUUGAGGGAGCAAUAUCCUGACUAUCCGAUUCAUCUGGUGGGCCACAGUCUCGGCGGCGCGGUUGCGAUGCUCGCGUCCCUCGAGCUGAAGGUGUCGCUGGGAUGGAACAACGUUCUCGUCACCACGUUUGGCGAGCCCAAGGUCGGAAAUCAAGGACUCUGCGACUAUGUCGACGAAGUCUUCGGGCUGGACAACGAGGAAUAUAAGACCUUUCCAAAGCGUUCCUACCGCCGCGUUACCCACGUCGACGACCCAGUGCCGCUGCUCCCGCUCACCGAGUGGGGCUACAAGCCGCAUGCCGGCGAAUAUUACAUUACCAAGACGGAGUUGUCGCCGUCGCUCGAAGACGUCAUCGUCUGCCGCGGCGACAAUGAUGCGCGCUGCAUCACGAAGGGGGACGGCGGCUUCUUCGAGACCAACGUGCAACACACGGCGGUGGACCAGGUUGCAGGGUCGAUGGAAAGGGUCGGCGAAAGCAAGUGGGCAAAUGGGCUGCCGGACUUUCCGGCUCGACUCAAGCUUUGGCAGCUACUCUUCGCCCACAGGGAUUACUUCUGGAGACUCGGACUUUGUGUGCCUGGGGGUGACCCGGCGAAUUGGGGGAGGGACAAGUAUGGCGGACGUGAGGGUGUAAUAGCAGAUGAGCUUUGAGCGCUGCCGUGUUGUUUUUUCUUUUUCUCUUCUGGAAGUCUUUUUUUGGAUCGGGGCGUCAACCUUGACCCGUCUUCGCUCCUAAGUGCCUGGGAGGGAUUCAUUGUUGCAAUAGGCAUCUACUGGUGUACAGUCUGAACGCAGUGGCAGGGUUUAUCAAGAAAGCCAGGGUUUGGAUGGGAUAACGGGCGUUUUCACUUUCUAGUACCUCUGGAUCAUGUAGCUUAUUGAAACAACAGAAAGAAAGCAAAGUUCCCUCACUGUCGUGCCAGCAUCACCCCCUUUUUUUCUGCCACUUGAGUCGCGGGACGACAACUCUCCACAACCCUGGGCCGGAGCUAAAGUCCGGACGCGGCCUCGGUCACAGCGACCACCCAACGUGUGGACUUUAGGCUCCGUCUUUCAACCUUGGGGGUUGCUAACCGCGUUUAUCUUUGCCAUGAUGGACACACAAGAGAUCGGUCCGAGGUCUGGAUUGACCAGAAACAAAUGAGCCUAACUGGGCUGUGUGCGGAACGAGGCCGUUGACCAGGGGUCUUUGGUUUUUGCAUGCUUCCUUCGUUCGGGGUGGGAAGGAGUAAACCAGGUCCAGCUGCCCACACGUCUUUCUAUACCAAGUCUCGAGCCAGGCACCACAAGCUCUUUAAUGAGCUGCUACUUCAAGUCAGUCUGUCAUGGACCAACGCGCGGCAAGCCGGAAAAUUCCAGAAGUCGACCCGCUGUACCUCUAGAAACCCCAGAAAUCCCCAAAACCUGUGGUCGGGCAAGGCGAGUAGGCCGUGCUAGUGGGCAAGCAAUAUGUAGGUGCCGGGAAUAGCCCCCCGGGUCAAUGUGCCUGCGACGCCCCUAAGUCAGCGUGCCCUCCUCGCGGGUAUCCGGCGACUUCCACUGUUGAUGCUUAACCCGAAAAGCAAGGUGGAACUUGGUCAGGACCGGGUUAGCCUGUCCUCCUCCGCGUGAAAUCGCAUCGCCCGUGCCUCCUCCGGAUUUGAAGUCUCAUGUAUU
This is a messenger RNA of Colletotrichum destructivum, 2784 nucleotides long. RefSeq names its product Putative fungal lipase-like domain, alpha/Beta hydrolase. Bases 520 to 1779 code for a protein of 419 amino acids. Lineage: Eukaryota; Fungi; Ascomycota; Sordariomycetes; Glomerellales; Glomerellaceae. The transcript has a single exon. Gene Ontology annotation, biological process: lipid metabolic process. The record is from RefSeq and is a predicted model, not a curated record.